AUGUCGGCUUCUUUCAAUCACUCGGAUCAAACUCAGCACAACAUUCUAAUGGAUUCCCAAUCAACUCCUUCAGUUGUGAAAACUGUGAAAAUCAGCAAUGUGUCACUUGAUGUCUCCAAGAAAGAUGUCAAAGAGUUCUUCUCUUUCUCCGGUGACAUUCAAUACAUCGAAACUCGAAGUGAGACUCAAGAAACUCAAGUUGCGUUCGUUACCUUCAAAGAUCCACAAGGAGCAGAAACUGCAAUGCUCUUAACGGGAGCUGUCAUUGCGGACCAUCGCGUCAGUAUCACUCCCGCUGUGAACUACGAGCUGCCACAAGAAGCUCUUUCACUUGACUCUGCAGAUUCGUUCAAUGGCUUCACUGUCAAGAAAGCUGAAGAUGUGGUGAACAUCAUGGUGGAAAGAGGUUACGCUUUAGGAAAAGAUGCGAUGGAGAAAGCCAAAGCGUUCGACGACAGACACAACUUGAUGUCAAACGCGUCAGCAACCAUUGCAUCUCUCGACAACAAGAUGGGUUUGAGCGAGAAGCUAAGCAUAGGAACAACUGUGGUGAACGAGAAGUGGAGAGAGGUGGAUGAGAGGUAUCAAGUGAGGGAGAUAACAAAGUCUGCUUUAGCAGCUGCUGAGGAGAAAGCAAGCAUUGCUGGAGCGGCUCUAAUGGCGAACCCUUAUGUAUCAAGCGGAGCUUCGUGGUUCUCAAACGCGUUUGGCGCAGUGACAAAAGCUGUUAAAGGAGGUGAGAAUGGAGGAGAGGGAAGAAAAGAGAUUAUCCAACUUGAUGACACUUCACCUAAAGCUCCUGCUGUAGUUCCUGUUAGUUCUGUUGAUGCAGACCUCAACAAACCAAGUUUAUUCUAA
Messenger RNA from Microthlaspi erraticum, 858 nucleotides. NCBI's taxonomy places the organism in Eukaryota, Viridiplantae, Streptophyta, Magnoliopsida, Brassicales, Brassicaceae. The record is from the annotation of a GenBank genome assembly.